Messenger RNA from Stomoxys calcitrans (stable fly), 7500 nucleotides. It is a transcript of the gene Egfr, whose product is annotated as epidermal growth factor receptor. Lineage: Eukaryota; Metazoa; Arthropoda; Insecta; Diptera; Muscidae. Bases 1643 to 5740 code for a protein of 1365 amino acids. The transcript has 5 exons. Gene Ontology annotation, biological process: cell surface receptor protein tyrosine kinase signaling pathway; positive regulation of cell population proliferation; multicellular organism development. Gene Ontology annotation, molecular function: ATP binding; transmembrane receptor protein tyrosine kinase activity. The record is from RefSeq and is a predicted model, not a curated record. Gene Ontology annotation, cellular component: basal plasma membrane; signaling receptor complex.
UUAAUUUGCCUUUUUUUCUCCAUUAAAAAAAAAAACAAAAUUUAUAUUGUUUGUUUAUUUCAACUAUAACGAAAAAUAAUUGCCCACAAAUAUUAAAUAAAUUGGGGAAAUUAUUGUUUAUUUAUUUUAAAAAUAAUUGUGCGGGCAAAAAAUAACAAACAGCAUUUGUGAAUUGUCAUUUUUGCUUAUGGGGAAAACUGAAAUUGUUUGUUGAUCGCUGGUGAAGAGCGAGCGCAAACGGAUAGAUAUGUAUGGAUAAAGUGAUGAUAAUAACAAGCAACAAAAACAGAAAAAAGGUAUCCAAUUACUUGGCGUGUUCUCUUUUUUAUUGUUUAUAUGCGGUUUUCAAAACGUUUCGUAUCGUGGAGUUGUUCGUUUAUUCUAUCGAAUCAAGUGCAAAAAAACAACAAAACAAAUAAAACAACAACUGAACCCUGUUCUAGCUGCUCCUGCUUCUCAUCGAAUUGUUAAAAUUUAAAUUUGUGGAAUUCUUAAACCAUAAAUUGCAAGCAAAUUUAAAACGAAACAUAUUUCAUCGAUAAAAAGGAAAUUAAUUACAAGUGUUCUGGUUGUUGUUGAAAUAAUUAGCCCAACAACAAAAUACCAGUUAAACAGAAUUGCUUUGUGUGCAAAAGUGUAGUGUGUGUGUGUAUGUGUAUGCAAGUGAUUGACUUCAUAAAGAGAGUAAGAGAGCUGAGAAUAUUCAACAAAAAGGGUUUCCCUUGCAAUACAAAGUCAAACAAGAAAUGCAAAUGAGAAUGAGUUCGAGCUAAUAAUCAACAGGUGUAAAUGAAACGAAGUUUCUUAGGAAAUAUAAUUUAAAUUAUUACGAAAGCAGAAAAGGGGGCAAAACCCCCAAAAAAACAAACCGGUCUUAGGAAAUAUUCAAAACCAACCCAGCAAAUAAACUUUCCAGAAAAGUCUUGAGAAGCAGAGUCCAUAAUCAAGUCAUAAAAUGCUUUAAGAGCAUUCACCAUCAUUGUUUCGCCAAGGAGUAAGAAGUAUAAUCAACGAGACAACAAUUAAACUACCAUGAAUCUUUUGGCCCUUCUAUCCCCUACACCUUCCCGAAGACCAUUGGAUAUAUUAAAGGGUUUUCGCAGCCAUGAUUUGCUGUUUUUAUAAAACUGGAACGACAAAUGCAAUAACUCUGAACCAUAAACAUCAAAUUACUACUUUACCCCCCAUACAUUUGGGUCUAUGGGCUACCUCUCCGCUGCGCCUCCGCUACAAAUUCAUUGAUCGUUUUUAUUUUUCAAAUGACAUCUCUGACGUUCCGCAACAUUGAUUUGCUUGUUCACCCCACUAUCAAGAAAAGAUUUUUGUUUUGUAAAAUUUUGCUCGUCGUCGCUGCGCUUCAGUGAAUUCCCGCAAGAAAACUGAAAACUGUAAUAAAGCACCUACGAUAACAACAAAAACAAAUACAAAAAAUAAAAACAUAAACAUACUCACUCACCCUACUAUAAUUAUCGUCAUAGAUAAAUAGUUAACGUAUCAAGCUACAACAACAACUAAAACAAAACGAAUUGUGUUUUUGCAAAGCAACAAAAAAGAGAAAAAAAAGUCCAGUCAAUCAGAAAUUAAUUGACAGUGCUUUAUUAUAUUGAUUAAGAAGAAAUCCCCCCAUAAUAAUCAACGCAAAAUGGCCAUAUCUUUACUACUGGGAUAUAUGUUGGGCCUGUUGCUGCUGCUCAGCACAGCCCUGGAUUUAGCAACAGCUGGCACACCGGGCUAUGCAGAUCAUGGCGAUACAAAAGUUUGUAUUGGUACCAAAUCUCGUUUAUCAGUGCCUUCGAAUCGUGAACAUCAUUAUCGCAACCUGAGGGAUCGCUAUAACAAUUGCACCUAUGUGGAUGGCAAUUUGGAGCUGACCUGGCUGCAAGAUGCCAAUUUGGAUUUGAGUUUUUUGGAGAAUAUUCGUGAAGUCACUGGCUAUAUUUUAAUCAGUCAUGUAGACAUCAGAAAAGUCGUGUUUCCCAAACUUCAAAUUAUACGUGGCCGCACUUUGUUCAAUCUCAAUGUGCAAGAUGAACAGUUUGCUUUAUUUGUGGCCUAUUCGAAAACCUUUUCCUUGGAAAUGCCUGCUUUGCGCGACAUUUUGCAGGGCUCAGUGGGUUUCUUUAACAACUUCAAUUUGUGUCACAUUAAGACUUUGAAUUGGACGGAGAUUAUUUCGGGUUCACCGGAGAAGUACAAAUACCAAUACAUCUACAAUUUUACCCUGCCUGAACGCCAAUGUCCCAAAUGCCAUGAAUCCUGUGAGGGAGGCUGUUGGGGGGAGGGUCCCAAUAACUGCCAGAAAUUCAGCAAAAUCAAUUGCUCUCCACAAUGUGCCCAGGGUCGUUGCUUUGGUUCGCGGCCCCGGGAAUGUUGUCAUCUCUUCUGCGCCGGAGGCUGUACGGGACCCACACAAAAGGAAUGCAUUGCCUGCAAGAAUUUCUACGAUGAUGGUGUGUGCAAGGAGGAAUGUCCUCCCAUGCAAAAAUACAAUCCCACGAAUUACUUGUGGGAGGCAAAUCCUGAGGGUAAAUAUGCCUAUGGAGCAACCUGUGUCAAGGAAUGUCCCGAGCAUUUGCUGAAGGACAGUGGAGCCUGUGUCAGAAGUUGUCCCGCCGACAAAAUGGCCAAAGAUGGUGAAUGCAUACCCUGCAAUGGACCUUGUCCCAAGACCUGUCCCGGUCCCACAGUUCUACAUUCGGGCAACAUUGAUUCCUACAAAGGUUGCACUGUGAUUGAGGGAUCGAUUCGAGUUUUGGAUCAAACCUUUUCGGGCUAUCAGGAUGUCUACACCAACUACUCUUUGGGUACUCGCUACAUAGCCAUGCAUCCGGAUCGCAUGGAGGUAUUUUCCACAGUAAAAGAAAUCACCGGAUAUUUGGAUAUCGAAGGUGCCCACCCUGCCUUUAAAAAUUUGUCCUAUUUCCGUAAUCUGGAGGUUAUUCAUGGUCGCCAGCUGAUGGAAAGCUACUUCGCCUCUUUGUCCAUUGUAAAGUCCUCGCUGCAAAGUUUGGAAUUGAAGUCCCUGAAACGCAUCAAUGCUGGUUCGGUGGUCAUUCAACACAAUGAUAAGAUUUGCUAUGUCAAUGACAUAGCCUGGGGUAAGCUGCAGAAGUCCAUGGAGCAUGGUUUUGUGGUGGAAGAGAAUCGCAACAAAGAAGAAUGCAAAAAAGAUGGCUUUGUUUGUUCUGAUCAGUGUAACAGUUCUGGUUGUUGGGGCUCGGGCCCAGAGCAAUGUUUGGAAUGCAAGAAUUUUAAAUUUAAUGGCACCUGCAUAGCUGAUUGUCGAAACAUUACCAACGCCUAUCAAUUCGAUGCCAAGACCUGCAAACAAUGCCAUCCCGAGUGCCGCACCUGCUCCGGUCCAGAUUCCGAACAUUGCGAUGAUUGUGUCCAUGUGCGUGAUGAAAAUCGUUGUGUCACAGUUUGUCCCGACAACAAAUUCUCCGACUAUGGUGUCUGUCGCACCUGUCAUCCCACCUGCGAGGGUUGCACGGGGCCCAAUAACACCAUAGGACCCGGUGGCUGCAAGACUUGCCAUUUGGCCAUCAUCAGGUCGGAUGGUGAUAUUGAGAGGUGUCUUCUGAAGAAUGACAAAUGCCCCGAUGGCUACUAUUGGGAAUAUGUGAAUCCUCGCGAGCAGGGUAAACUAAAACCCUUGGCCGGCAAAGCCAUUUGUCGCAAAUGCCAUCCACGUUGUGAGCUGUGCAGUGGUUAUGGCUUCCAUGAACAGGUGUGUCAAAAAUGUGCCGGCUAUAAGCGGGGUGAACAAUGUGACGACGAAUGCCCCUCGGAUCACUAUGCCGAUGAAGUGAAUCGUGAGUGCUUCAGUUGCCAUCCAGAGUGCAAGGGCUGCACUGGUCCUGGUUCCGAUGAAUGUUUGGCGUGUCGCAGCUUCAAAUUGUUUGGCGAUGGUGAUCCCUAUGACAAUACCACCAUCUUCAACUGUACCUCCAAGUGUCCCCCAGACUUUUCCCAUGUCAUUUAUCAAUCGCCUCAUUUGGGCACUUAUUGCUCCUCGUCUCCGGUAAAGGGCUCCAAACUGGUGGCUGCUGUCGACAAUUACAUCUUCCUGAUCAUAGCCGUUGUGGCCUUGGUAGUCUUUUUGGGCACCUUGAGUGUGGUGACCUAUGUGUGUCGUCAGAAAACUAAAGCCAAAAAGGAAACAGUCAAAAUGACCAUGGCUUUGUCUGGAUGCGAAGAUUCCGAACCCUUAAGGCCCUCCAACAUAGGAGCGAAUCUCUCGAAAUUACGCAUUGUUAAAGAAGCUGAGUUGAGGAAGGGUGGCAUUUUGGGCAUGGGUGCUUUUGGCAGAGUGUACAAAGGUGUUUGGGUGCCAGAGGGCGAGAAUGUCAAAAUACCGGUGGCCAUUAAGGAGUUAUUGAAAUCUUCGGGAGCCGAAUCCAGCGAGGAAUUUCUAAGAGAGGCCUAUAUAAUGGCUUCGGUGGAGCAUCCAAAUCUAUUGAAAUUACUGGCCGUUUGCCUCACCUCCCAGAUGAUGUUGAUCACCCAGCUGAUGCCCUUGGGUUGUCUGCUCGACUAUGUGCGCAAUAAUCGUGACAAGAUUGGCUCAAAGGCUCUACUCAACUGGUCCACACAAAUAGCCAAGGGCAUGUCCUAUUUGGAGGAGAAACGUUUGGUUCAUCGAGAUUUGGCUGCACGCAAUGUGCUGGUGCAGACUCCCUCGGUUGUCAAGAUUACUGACUUCGGCUUGGCCAAGUUGUUAAACAGCGACUCCAAUGAGUACAAGGCAGCUGGGGGCAAAAUGCCUAUUAAAUGGCUGGCCCUGGAGUGUAUACGCCACCGAGUCUUUACCAGCAAAUCUGAUGUGUGGGCUUUUGGUGUUACCAUAUGGGAACUUUUGACCUUUGGCCAGCGACCCCAUGAGAAUAUACCCGCAAAAGAUAUACCAGAUCUCAUAGAGGUGGGCUUGAAAUUGGAGCAACCGGAAAUCUGUUCUUUGGAUAUCUACUGUACCCUGCUGUCAUGCUGGCACUUGGAUGCCGAGAUGAGACCCUCCUUCAAACAAUUGGUGAAUUUCUUUGCUGAGUUUGCCAGAGAUCCUGGCCGUUACUUGUUUAUUCCUGGGGACAAAUACACUCGCCUGCCUUCCUAUACCAGCCAAGAUGAGAAGGAUUUGAUACGCAAACUGGCGCCCACCUUUGAAGGCCCCGAGGCUGUGGUGGAAGCGGAUGAUUAUCUGCAACCCAAGUCAACUCCCGGUCCUCACAAUCAUGAGGGCUGUGAAGAAGUGCCAAAGCUCAAUCGCUAUUGCAAGGACCCCAUGAACAAGAACUCCUCCAAUGAAAGUGAUGAGACGGACUCCAAUGCCCGCGAAGUGGGUGUGGGUGAUCUGCGUCUAGAACUGCCGGUAGAUGAAGAUGACUAUCUAAUGCCCACGUGCCAGGUCUCAUCGCAGACCACCCUCAACAACAACAAUGUGGCCACCAGCAAUGCCAUGUCUGCAACCCCAGGUGGCUAUAUGGAUCUCAUAGGGGUGCCCACCAGUGUGGACAAUCCCGAAUAUUUGCUCAACACCACAGCCAAUCUAAAUAGCCAAGAGGCGCCCAUACCCACCCAGACGCUAGGCAUACCGGUGGUGGUGACGAGGCCGCCCAAUCCGGGACCCACAAUGCUGGAAAUCCCAGUAACGCCCACAGAACCUACCAGCUCGGAUCAUGAAUACUACAAUGAUACGCAAAGGGAGCUACAGCCCUUGCACAGAAACGAGACGAGGGUGUGAUGAAGCAGCCAUCGCCACCGCUGCCUUGGUGUCAGCCAUAUACCAAUGCCCUUGUACUCAAUUUCAAUUAGCGACAAAUUCUUGCCCUAGGGUUUACAACAACAACAACAACAGCAAUUAAGUGCCUUAAACAAAACAAGAACUUCCUAAACACUGUAAAUAGAACAAAUUGUAGAGAAAAACUCACAAAAAACUAUAACGACACCAUCUAGAAAGGGAGCGAUUUAGUGAACAAACGAACCAAUGAGUAGCAGUAGUAGUUGAAGUAGAAGACGAAUAGUAGAUCGCUCUCUUUCUCUUGUGGUACAUCGACUGCAUGGAAUUAUUUUUGAAUUCAAGCCUUAAACGUGCCUCCAUUAUUUUUAAACAAAAACAAAAGAGAAAUAACUAUUAAAUAUUAGUGUAUAAGCCAAUAUUUAUUUAAACAAAACACGCACAUACACACACUCGCACCAAACGUGAGAAUGAAAUGUCUGUAAAAUGUAAAUCACAAAGUAAAUUUCUCUCUACUCUGUCUAACACUUCUAUUCUAAAGUACUUCUGAAUGAUAAGUAAGCAAUUUUUUCUACUGUUCGGGCAUGUUCCCUGCACCAACGUUAUAACCAAAAAGUUUUUAAGCUGUCAAUUUUUCAGAAUCAAAAUUCAGAACAAAAACAAAAGAGAUGUUUGUGUCCUUUAGAGAAUCUACAGAAUUUCUAGGUUUUCUGUACUUUAAACUAUACAUGAGAGAUGCUCUUCCUUUUUCCCUUUUCUUUUUCUAAUUCUUCUACGUAGCUUCUAAGUUCUAGUUGUUAAAAUCGAACUGUGAUAACCUGUAGCUCGUAAGUUUCAUUUUAAUAUUCAUAAACGCGACAAACAAACAACAAAAACCAACUGCAAAACAAACUAAACCUAACUUUAAGUAGACAUUAAAUUUUAGUUUUAAUUACUAUAAAAUUGUAUAUCUACAACAAAAGAAAUUCUAUUUUUUUUUUAAUCUAAAUUUACGUUUCAUUAAGUUCAACGACCAACAGAUUAAAUUAUUAUCGAUCGAUCUUUGAAACCUGUAGUGUUCUGGCCUUUUGGUUUGUAUACUCAUACUUUAGCUAAAGUCUAGGGGAUCCUUAUAUCUGAUGAGUUCUUUACAUGUAAAUGUUGACCGUUAUUUGUUAAUGGCAAAUCUACAUGUAAAGCCCAUGCAAAUAGUUUUCCACAACUUUCUCGUAAUGAUUUUACAUUGGGGAUAGUUUUUUGCAGACUUUUGUUUUGAAUAAUCAACUUUAAAUCCAAGUUGUUGGAAUUAAAGACUAUGGUCCGUAGUGUAGGAACCUCAGAACACUCUAAAUUAAUGAUAAUAGAAAACGAAAAAAAAAAACACAAAGCAUGAGUGCCAUUAUACCUUUCUCCCUCCCAAAACACAAAAUCUCCCUAUUCCUUUAUUACUCCUCACCUGAUUUCGAAACGAUUUAGGCACCAUUACAAUAACCUGAUUUCUUGAUUUGAAAACGAAUACUUGCAAGUGUUCAGUGUGAGCAUGCGCACAUUAGAAAACGAUAGAUUUUGCUUUAAAACAAUGGCUUAGAACAAACAUCUUCCGGAAAUUGUUACAACAUAUUGCAAUAUAUAUAUAUUUUUUAAUUUUGAUCGAAUACAGCAGAUGAUGUUAUACUAUACAUGCACAAUUAUACAUACAUUACUGCAAGCAAACAUAGAACUUUUUUUAAAUGUUUAUUUAUAAAUAAAUUGUGUGUACACUAUGUAAAGAGAAAUUGCGAUUAAAU